This is a messenger RNA of Aspergillus calidoustus, 1026 nucleotides long. The record is from the annotation of a GenBank genome assembly. NCBI's taxonomy places the organism in Eukaryota, Fungi, Ascomycota, Eurotiomycetes, Eurotiales, Aspergillaceae.
AUGGCCAAUACCACCACCAACACCGCCGCCUGGCUCCCCACCCCCAAAGCCCACCCCUUCACCAUCGACUCCGCCCCUCUCUGGACCCCCUCGGCAAACGAAAUUCUCCUCCACAACCACGCCCUCGCCAUCAACCCCGUCGACCCCAGCCUCCAACAAAACCCCUGGUUCCCUCUCAACUACCCAACCAUGCUCGGGCAAGACGUCGCCGGCGAAGUCGCCGCCGUCGGACCCGGUGUCACUCGCUUCAAGGUCGGCGAUCGCGUCGUCGGGCAUGCAGUCGGGAUGACAUCUGGUCGGAAGGAGGAGAAUGCGUUUCAGAAGUACACGAUCCUCAACACGAACAUGGCGAGCCAUAUCCCCGAGCAUGUUUCGUAUGAGAGGGCCGUUGUGCUCCCGCUGGGGCUUUCGACGGCCGCGUGUGGGUUGUUUCAGGAGGAUUUUUUGAACCUGCGGUUUCCGACUGAGCCUAGGGCUCAAGUGCAGGGAGAGGCGCUGCUCGUUUGGGGCGGCGCGAGUAGUGUCGGGAGCAAUGCGGUCCAGCUUGCGGUUGCGGCUGGGUACGAGGUGUACGCGACUGCGUCGCCGAAGAACUUCGAGUACGUGAAGCGGCUCGGUGCGACGGAGGUCUUCGACUACAAUUCCCCGGCCGUCGUCGACGACAUCGUCACUGCACUAGCGGGUAAGACUCUCGCCGGCGCAAUCGACUGCAUCGGACCCCCCGCGACAACGCCAACCGUAGACGCCGUGCUGCGCGCCGAGGGCGUCAAGUUCGUAUCCACCGUGAAACCCAGAUAUACAGCGCCCGAGGGUGUGACUGUGAAAAGUAUCUUUGGAACGUCGCUGAAGGAUAACGAGGUUGGGAAGGCGAUCUAUGAGGAUUUCCUGCCCAAGGCCUUGGAAGCCGGGAGCUUUGUUCCGGCGCCGGAGCCACUCGUUGCGGGGAGGGGGCUGGAGAGUCUUCAGGGGGCGGUGGAUUUGAUGGGCAAGGGGGUUUCGGCGAGGAAGAUUGUUGUUUUGCUGUGA